Molecule: messenger RNA, 1765 nt
Organism: Colletotrichum phormii
Lineage: Eukaryota; Fungi; Ascomycota; Sordariomycetes; Glomerellales; Glomerellaceae
Product: delta-aminolevulinic acid dehydratase
Exons: 2
Coding region: 377-1528 (383 amino acids)
Biological process (GO): heme biosynthetic process
Cellular component (GO): cytosol
Molecular function (GO): porphobilinogen synthase activity; zinc ion binding
Source: RefSeq, a predicted model, not a curated record
CGACCACUGCCAAAGCGGGAAGGGAAAGCUGGUCCGUUUCAAAUCCCGUCAACUUUUGGCGCAGCGAACCUUUUUGACCUCUUCUCUGUGCCACCUCAGCCCUUCGUAUUUCUCCCAUCUCCAGCCCCAAACCUUCCGAGCCAUCCCUUUUCAGAUAACGCCGUUCUCGUCGUCGUUAAUCCCUCUCGUCGAAUUGAACUCCUGACGACUCCCGUCGGGCAAAAGAACUACCAUAAACACCACGAAUCUCCUAUUGCGACCACCGCGAACCCUUUUGCUUGUUCGCACUCCGAUAAACGUUCGCCACCGCCAUCGACUCAACCCCUCAAUCAAACCCUCGAAACUACAAUCUAACCCGACGACGCCGUAAUACAUCAUGUCCUUCUCCAGCCUUGUUCAGGACCUCACCAUGAGGGAGUCCGGCGUUCCGCGCCGACCCCGCGGUGCUCAAUCAGUCUCUACCAUUGACGAUGGCCGGUCGCAAGUUUCCCGCGCCAUGUCCUACGCCAGCACAGCGGCGACGAGUGUCAGCAUCUCUGGCGACAUUUCCAGCCAGCUGCACGGCGGCUACUUUCACCCCCUUGCCCGCUCGUGGCAAGCCGAGAGACAGUUGACCAAGUCUAUGCUCAUCUACCCUCUUUUCGUCUCCGACCAAGACGAUGAGGAGAUCCUGAUCCCCUCUUUGCCCGGCCAAUACCGCCGAGGCAUCAACAAAACAAUGGCAUGGCUGGAGGUGCUUGUGCGCAAGGGUCUGCGCUCCGUGAUGCUCUUCGGUGUGCCCGUGCGCCCGGGGACCAAGGACGCUCUUGGCACCGCCGCCGACGACCCAGAGGGACCCGUUAUCAGAAGCAUUCGCGCCAUCCGCCAGCGUUUCCCCCAGCUCUUCAUCUGCGCCGAUGUCUGCCUGUGCGAGUACACUUCCCACGGCCACUGCGGUAUCCUGCGAGACGACGGUAGCUUGAACAACCAGCUGUCCGUUGACCGCAUUUCCGACGUUGCCAUUGCCUACGCGGUGGCCGGAGCCCACUGCGUUGCUCCCUCAGAUAUGAACGACGGCCGUAUCCGUGCCAUCAAGCUGAAGUUGAUCGAGGAGGGCAUUGCUCACAAGACGGUGCUUAUGUCAUACUCGGCCAAGUUCUCGGGUUGCUUGUACGGUCCGUUCCGUGACGCGGCAGGCUCUGCCCCGUCGUUCGGAGACCGCAAGUGCUACCAGCUGCCCCCGGGCGGUCGUGGCUUGGCACGCCGCGCAAUCGUCCGUGAUAUUGGCGAGGGCGCCGACAUCAUCAUGGUCAAGCCCGCCAGUCAGUAUCUCGACAUCAUCAGCGAUGCAAAGGAGCUCGGCAAGGACAUGCCUGUCGCCGCCUACCAGGUCAGUGGCGAGUUCGCCAUGAUCCACGCGGCGGCCAAGUCUGGCGUUUUCGACUUGAAGGCGAUGGCUUUCGAGUCGACUGAGGGUAUUCUGAGAGCUGGUGCGACCAUUGUCAUCAGCUACUUCACUCCCGAGUUCCUCGACUGGCUCUCCACCUAAUAAAGAUGAUGGAUGUCAUGGCUUGAUGAUAUAAAGGCAAGGUGUUUUGGGCGUAUGUGACUAUUUUGCUAUUGAGAUCAUGACGUAGGAGAAAGCGGCAUGAUGGGAUUCAGUCGUAUAGGCUGGGAUAUAACGGGUUUCGGCAGGCGUUGGUUUCGCAUAUUUGUACAAGAUACACUCCCUUCACGGUUCAGUGUCACACGUAGAGGAUACCUAAAAAGCUAAUGAGACGGCGGG